Messenger RNA from Sporothrix brasiliensis 5110, 261 nucleotides. RefSeq names its product diphthamide biosynthesis protein 3. The transcript has 2 exons. NCBI's taxonomy places the organism in Eukaryota, Fungi, Ascomycota, Sordariomycetes, Ophiostomatales, Ophiostomataceae. Bases 1 to 261 code for a protein of 86 amino acids. The record is from RefSeq and is a predicted model, not a curated record. Gene Ontology annotation, molecular function: metal ion binding. Gene Ontology annotation, biological process: protein histidyl modification to diphthamide.
AUGAGCGACGACGACGAGCCGGCCAUCUACGACGAGGUCGAGAUCGAGGACAUGACGUUUGACGCGGCGCGCGGGCUGUACCACCACCCGUGCCCGUGCGGCGACCGUUUCGAGAUUGCUCUGGAGGACCUGCUGGACGAGUCCAACGACAUUGCCGUGUGCCCGAGCUGCAGCCUGAUGAUUCGGGUGAUUUACGACGUGGAAAAUCUUCCCAAAGGACCAGGCAACGGACCGGCCAGCGAGACGCUGGUGGUGGCUUGA